UUUUGGUCAAUAUACUCGUCGUCAAACAUCCCAUUCAAUUCUCAGACCAAACAUAGAAGAAGAACCAAGUUCGAUCGAAACUCUUUUACAACAAAAAAUAGUGAAAGAGAAAAUCCACCAAGAUUCUAAUGGAUCCGUCGGCAUAUUUCGCCGGCGGUAAUCCUUCUGAUCAACAGACUCCAAAACGUCAGCUUCCGAUCUAUGGUCCUCGUCCUUCACCUCUAAGCGUCCACAAAGACUCUCACAAGAUCAAGAAACCUCCUAAACACCCUGCUCCACCUCCUCAGCAUCGUGACCAACCUCCACCUUACGCUGCUCGAGAGCCGGUGGUUAUCUACGCCGUUUCACCAAAGGUCGUGCACACCACAGCCUCCGACUUCAUGAACGUCGUCCAGCGUCUCACCGGGAUCUCCUCUGAGGUCUUCCUCGAUUCAAGAAACGACGGAGAUGUAUCACCUGCGGCGAGACUCGCCGCGACGGAGAAUGCUAGCCCGAGAGGAGGAAAGGAACCGGUAGGAAUCUCGACGGCUAUGGAAGAAGCAGCUGAGUUCAGUGGUUACCCGCCGGGUAUACUCUCGCCGUCUCCGGCUAUGUUACCGACAGCUUCCGCCGGAAUGUUCUCCCCGAUGUUUCAUCUAGGUGGGUUGUUCUCCCCGGCGAUACCACCCGGAUUAUUUUCGCCGGCGGGAAUAAUGAGCCCUGGUUAUGCUAGUUUGUCUGCUUCACCAACUUUUGCUGAUUUCUUCAGUCACAUUUGGGAAUAAUAGAUUAUUAGUUUUUUUUUUUUACAUUUAUGUAACUUUAUUAAUUUUGACAUUAUCCAAAAAUAGCCCAAAGGGUUUUAAAAUGAGUUUUGUGUAUUUGUAAUCUAAACUAUAUAUUAUAUACAGUGCCGUGCGAAGACACGUAGAAACCUAA
Molecule: messenger RNA, 918 nt
Organism: Raphanus sativus (radish)
Lineage: Eukaryota; Viridiplantae; Streptophyta; Magnoliopsida; Brassicales; Brassicaceae
Product: protein MKS1-like
Exons: 1
Coding region: 129-764 (211 amino acids)
Cellular component (GO): nucleus
Source: RefSeq, a predicted model, not a curated record